Entrophospora sp. SA101 is the source of this 1317-nucleotide messenger RNA. The record is from the annotation of a GenBank genome assembly. Lineage: Eukaryota; Fungi; Glomeromycota; Glomeromycetes; Entrophosporales; Entrophosporaceae.
AUGUUAUCUUUAAAUCAAUAUUGGUCAAGUAUAUCACAACAAUUACUAAUAUUUUCAAAUACUGCAUUGGAUUACAUUUGGCCUCCUAUACCAAGUUUUGAUCUACUUUACAAAUUGAUAGUUGAAGAAUUUCCACACAAAGCAGAACCUUUAUAUGUUCAUAUAACUUAUCUAAAAAAUUUGUUGCAACUUUUGGAAUACACGAAUAAAUUGCAAUCUGAUGUUUUACAACUAAUAUUUAGUCAGUUGAUUCAAAUUGAUACAGAGAUACAAGGAAAAUUUAAUGAUAUAAAAGAUUUAGAAGAUUCAAUUCCACAGUAUGAUAUAUCACUUUAUGGCGAUGGAAAUAAUUCAGAUUCUUUAAAUUCAAUGGUAUAUCAAAAACUAUCAACAAUCCAAACCGAUUUGUUGUCGUCCUCACAAAGUCAUCAAAAUAACGAUGUCAAUUAUAAUGAUUUUAAUAUGUUAACAGGAUAUGAUGAUGAAAGUGAUGGUGAUAAUAUGGACAAUACUUCACAAAUGGUCACAAUACUUGACAUUAAAGAUUUAUUAGAAAAGUUGGAUUGUAUGAUGAAGUUGUUGUUUGAUUAUUUAAGUUGGUGCUAUAAAAAUACUACAAAGAAAGGACAAGAGGAAAUUUACAGAGUUUUGAUGAAUGUUUUUGAAAAGAGAAUUUUGCACACUUGUAAAUCGCGAUAUGUUCAAUUCAUAAUUUUUUGGUACGUUUCGCUUGACUAUUCAUUUUCAAGGCGUUUUUUAACACUAAUUUUACGAAAAACAUUUGGGGAACAAGAAUCAGAAAUCAUUAGAUUCUCGGCAACCCAAUAUCUUGCAUCGUUUGCUGCCCGUGCCAAAUUUCUUAAAAAACAAGAGUUACGUCAAAUAUUUCAUAUUGUAGGCAGUUGGAUUGAAAGAUACAUAUGCAAAUAUAAAGUGUCAGUUGCGCACAAACAAGCCAAACAAAAUAAACAUUUCUAUUCAGUGUUAACAGGUAUAAUGUACAUCUUCUGUUAUAGAUGGAGCGAUCUCGCAAAUAAAAAUGGAUGGUGUAAAGAAACUGAUUGGAUCAAAACUAUUCUAAAUUCAAAUUUUAAACCUUUGGAGAUGUGUGCACAAUCUAUUGUAGAAGUAUUUAUUUACAUAACGAAUAAAGUGAACUUUUUACAAUGUAAUGCGAAUUAUGGAAUUCGUCAUGACGAAGAGGAGGAAAGUUUAUGGGAAAUGUCAAAAUUUUUUCCAUUUGAUCCUUUUGGACUUAAAACUUCACAACAUUACUUAAAUGAUAUAUAUAUUCAUUGGGAGGGGUUUUCAGAAUAA